AACAGAGACAUAUACCGUAUCCCAACGUCGAGUCGAGGAGUCGCGAGUAAGCGGUCCCGAGGGCUACCCCUUGAUCUAGCUGGGCUGCUUCCGGGGAUGUUGCGCGCGCGCACCGGGGGUUGCGCUCCGCUUUCAUCUCGCAGUUUCGCAGCCUCCCUUUCACGAUCCGUGUCAAGUCUACCGCGGCUCGAUCGGAGGUGUGUGUGCAGUUCCCUGUGCCUCGUUGUCUCCGGGUGCACUGAGACGUCCGGCCUGAUACGAUCGUGGUCCUGGACCUUGAUUCCUUACGAAUCCGUGGCCGUCUCUCGUUCCGUCCCCGGAUUCGUGCACGAUCCGAAUGCAUUGCUCUGUGUUCCGGAAAAUGGAAACCGCAAUUGAAAGGUAGAUUCUAAUCGCAUCCGGUUUCCCGGAUGCAUACGUUUCUCAUACUUGUUCCGCAAUCUCUCUAAAGGUCACUAGAUGUUACAUGAAAAAAAAAAUGGAACCGUGCAGCGCGUAUCGUUCAAUAGAUAUAAGUUCAAAGGCUCGUUACUUUCUAAGGUCACACACGGGAGCAAUGCAGCGAAUAAAUUUAAAAAGUCUUCAGAUGACGCUGUCUUGGCCUUAUGUAAUCAUCGUUAAGCAGCGAUUGAUUCUAAGUAAAAGAGUUCAUGGCGGUCAAUUUAAUUGAUGCAUCCAGACUUGUCAGAAAAAGAAGAAUAAAUUUUACGAUAAACGGCCAUGCGAAUAGUGAAAAGACAAACGAUAAGGACGAGAAAAAGAGGAUCGAGUAAAUGCAGAUGAAGAAGAUUAUUCCGUAAUUUUUUCCCCAAUGUGAUUUGUAAGCUACUAUUUUUCAACGUAUUAUUUGCCAGCUGAAGCAAAAUAAGUGGCAGAGGAUACGUUUGGCGAUGUAGGAAGGAAAGAGUUGGGACAGAUUUAUCUCUUUAUCGCCAUGUUUUUACCAUGGUAUUUGAUAUCGAUUUUUAAGGCAAAGGUGAUAGAACACGAUUUCAUACCGCAUUAAUAGUUUAAGGCUCACAGAUGAAAUGACGUACGUGGACAAUUGUAUGUAUGUAUUACGUACAAUUAAACACAUGAAAAUGUAAGGCUUCUACAUGUUUCUCAUACAUUGAUCCUAUCGGUGAGCAUUUUCUACGUAUCUUUCGCGGCGAUUAUUACCAGCGUAAACGAGAAAAGGGAAUCAAAUUAAAUGCGACAGAUUGAUUUAGAAUUGGAUUAGUCGUGACAGUAAAAUGUAAAAAAGAGGCAGAGGGAGAGAGAAAGAGACAGAGAGAGAGAGAGAGAAAAAAGAAAAAACGAUCAUGGAAAUGAAAGACCGAAAGCACGCGUAACAUAAACCACCCGGUUAACUUCGCCUUCUCAUCUUCCCGAGCGACGCGGAUUCAUUUGAGCUGUCGGUGAUCUCCUGGUGAUGCAUCUGACUGAGCGGGAUGACGGAAACGACGAUGGCAUCCAAUCGUACAACGUACGACGAAACGACGGCAGGAAAACUGAAUCUCACGUCGGUGACAUUCCUACCUUCCAACGUGGUCGCGGCCGCGUUUAACGCCGAGACGACUAAUCCGUCCGCAGCGAUGACGGGCGACCCCGCGGCCGUUACUACCAUCAAGCCGCACCUUCGCGUUCACAACGUGACGGAGUAUCUCGUCGAGCAGGACGAGCUCGAUCACAGUAUCCUUGCCAACUUUUCAGACAUACAGACCGUUUUGCUUGCAUGCAUAUCGACAUUAUUACCGCUGAUCAUCGCCUUGGGAAUCGCCUUCGGCUGCAGGCACGUGUGGCGAAAGUAUCGGAACGACGGCGGGAACGGUUUACCUUGGUACAAGAACGUCUGCAACCGCGACAAUGCAGUCGAGUCGCAAAAUCAUCAUCCGCAUUCCGGAAAUGUUCCCGUUGAGGCCGCCACGAGGGUCCUCUCCGCACAAGACUUGGUGAAUGGCCUAGACGUACCCCGAUACAUGUGCGAAACGGAGGUGAUGGAGGACGUGAAUGUUGCCCCGACGGCGGCCGUGAUGAAGUACACCACCACCACCACGACCUCCACCGCCAUCACUUCCGGCAAUCAUAUCAGCAAGAACGCGAACGGGAACAUCAUCACCCUUACGCUCAAGAACAAUCAUCUUAUCGUAGAGACGGAAGAACGUGCGGUAACGAUGGAAGAUGACAAAUCCACGUCGAGAUACAAGGACAGCGGUUCAUUUGUGGUCGAAGUACAGCCGGAUUAUGACAAGGAAGAGAUGGAGGGUAACAAAGGGUCGUCCGACAAUGUGACUACCGGUGUCACCGAUCAACAGGCUCUAGUGCACAGGGAGGAAAUACCGGAUGACAGAUCUUCAGGUUUCGAAAAUACACGACUGUUUGGGAGCACCAAUACUGGUCUGUCACAGUCAGACCUUUCAAUAUCCAGUCAAGGUUCAGCCAAUCCUAGCUACCGCUACGGCAAUCAAGUCGAAUACGAUUCCGGCCAUCUUGGUUACCCUAUGUACGGUGGUAGUUACGAGUCCGAUAUGCCAUUGAGAAAACUAGAGGGACGUUCGAAAUGGGUAGAAUUCGACAAGUCGCCGGAUAUAGAAAAGAUACUCUUAGACGAUUCCAGAAAUUUCACCAGUGAAGAGGAGGUGGAGGAAGAGGAGGGAGAGCAGCAGGAGGAAGGGCAGGAGGAGGACAACAAAAGUCUGCAAUUCUUCGAAAAAUCAAAAAAUCUAUCGUCCUUGCAAGACAUGGUUAACGCGAUGCGGGAGGAUUCGUUGGAGAUGGACAGUUUCCCGGAUCCCGUGCGAUCGAAUCCGAAUCUCCAAGUGAACGGCACGACUCCCAACAAACUCGAGAUUAUGGAGCAGAAGGCUCUGAGCAACGAUUUUGCCAGCAAAGUGGAGAACAAUAAGCCCGUGAUAACCGGGGUGCUGCUGAAGGACGACGUUCAGGAGGACGCGUUCCAGGAGCAGCAGCGUAAACUGGGUAACGGCACGCUGACGCCGGAGCACAAGGGGGAUAGGACGGCGGCGCGUAAGCCGGAAGGCAGCGUCUUCGUGCCAAGCCACAAACGGGCGGGCAGCAUCCCGCCGCGGUUGAUCGAGGAGACGCUCGAGAUGGAGCGCAAGAAGUCGCUCGACCUCUACAACAAGUACAGCCAAAUCAAAACGAGCACCAGGGGCAUGUUGCCGAGCUUGAGCCCGAAAUUCGAGCUGCUGCAGAACGAGGUGAGUCCGAUCGAGGAGAAAGAAAGUUAAUGCGCGCGCCAAUCAAGAAAGAACUCCCCCGUUCCGCUCUCCUCGUCAUCGUCAUCGUCGUCGUCGUCGUCAUCGUCAUCGGUUUUUCCCCGGUCGGGUUGUCGGAACGGCAACGUUCUUGGGAUAAAUUGCAACGAAAAAUACUAGUCAGGGAUUAUUGAAAAAAAAAAACUUGCAGCAAACACGAUUAAUGGUGUACUAAUGAUGUAAUAGGAAUUAUGUUACUUGGUGUAGCGAAUAUAUACAUACAUGUAAUGGAAUUGAUAUAAUGAUCAGUCAUGACCUGUCUAUUUCAACGGGUGGCAAUGAUUUCGCAGAUUUGAGUACUUUCGCGAGCACCUACAGAAAUUUUAUGCGAUUUUUAACGUGAAGAAUUUAACAUUUAACGUACAGGCAAUUCAAUCAAAGAAAGAUAUUAAUCAAAGGAAGAAAGAGAUGAUAAGAACACUUCAAACAUGAUCGAUGAUGAAUUAAAGAUGAUUUUCUUCCAUGAAUAUCGAGAAGUGUAAUACGUAGAUACGUUUUCUAAUUAUAAUUCUAAAAAUCGCUUAUUUUUCGUCGUAUACGUGUACUUAAAAUACUAAUAACUUGAAAUACAGAAAAAAAUCAUUUUUCAAAUCAAAUCUUCAAUACGGACCACGCUAUUUAAUUUUGGAGUAGGAAACUUUUCGCGACCGAAGCAAACAAAGCGAUAAUGGUUAGUAUUAAAUAUAACAUAUGCCGAGCUAAUCAAAGAAAGCAUUGCAAAUAACAACCUUUUUUCAUCGUAAUCUCACGUAGACGUAAUACUUCAUCAGUCGAAUUGUGAUAGUGACGUAGUCAUAUAUUUCAUCAAAUUUCAACAUUAAUAAAAUAUUAGAAAAUAACGUACGUGACACACUCGAUCUUCUUCUAAUUUCUGCUUCUUCAUUCAAGAGCACGUAGUAUUUUAAUUUUUUUUCAUAAAAUGUUCGUUAAUAUUUUUUAUUUUUUGAUGAAAUUAUUUGCGCACAAAUUAAUAUUUUCAAUUAUUCAUUAAAAUUCGUUAGAUAUUUAAAAUUAUCAAAUGAGAAAAAUGUGUUUAAAUACGUAAAUCGAUUUCUCUAAAACUCAUAUAAUUUUAAUGCCAUAUAAGAGCGCUAAUAAAUUAAAUAAAAUUAGUUUUCUAGAUAAAAUUCGCAUAUGCCUAAAGUUUCAAUUUAUAGCUGCUACGGGUUCAUUAACAUUCUCGAUUCAGGAUAAUCGCUCGGGCAUCGCCACCAUAAUGAUAUUAUGCAUUGUAAUCCUAAGUUUCCUAGAGUGUAAGACAUUACAUUUCUAAACAUCCAUAUUCAGUAAACGAGUCGGUGUAUGCAUAUACACAUCGAAUGUAUAUAUACAUAUACAUAUAAUGAGAUUCACACGUAAUAUAAAAGCACACACGGCGUCACGUAUCGACACGUGUACACUUAAGCGCGCACACGGUGUUGAAAAUUUUUUAUUAGCUUCAUAGCCGUUUCAGGAUGUCGAAUCUCGACGCUUAAAACCUAACGGUCACGUGGAUUCUAGUGCCAAAAUAGUUUAAGACGUCUCGAAUCGAAUCAACCUAUCGUGUCGACGAAUGUGUUUAUCCGUUGUAUAACUACGUUGAAAGAGAGAAAGAAAGAGAGAGGGACAUUAUACGUUAUUGACAUUUCAAAUUUUAUAUGAUUACGUUGAAUAUUGUAAACGUUAUUGAAUGUUGGCUUUGCGAUGGUUGGUUUUGCCGUGAGCUUUCACGAUGUGAAGUAGAAUGUCCUCACCUGUAUAUACCCAGAGAAUAUUCAUCUCAUAUCUUGCCAAUUUUCCACGAGUAUUCCCACUACCGCCGCUAUAUCUACAAACUUUACUCCAUAAGGAAAUCAAAACAAUCAAAACAAUUUACUUCGAUAUACGAAUCAUACGCUGAACGCUCGUCAAGCGAGCAGGGUAAAAUCUCGCAAUGAUGGGUAUAAAUAGGUCAAGACGCUAACAAUUUUUCCUGUUCAUUAUUAAAUGUUUAAUCGUCUGUCUGAUAUGACAGAUCUUUGUCAUUCGGAAUCACGUUCGAAGCGCUUUGUCGAUGCAACGACAAAGAAUUGAAUUGAAAUUAUCGUAUAGUAUCAGUGAGCGUUUUGACAACUCUUCCAGCCUACAGUUUACAGCGAAGAACAUAUUUAAAUAAGACUUGAGUAUAGGAUUGUUACUUUUGACAAUAUCAAAUUAUUCGACGCUUCGAAAGAAUUUAAAGUUUCAAAGUUUCAAAGUUUCAAACCCUCAAUUCUUUGAAUCUUCGAAAUUCGAAAAAUUCACUUAAACAAAAUUCUUGGUAAACUCUUUGAAAGCACACACACACACAUUUAAUAAUAAUAUUGUUUAAAAUAUUUGCUAUAAACAAAUGUAAUACUAACAAAACGCUUGAUAAAAAUUAUAAACAUUUCAUUAUAAUUACAUUAUUUCGUUAUAAUUACUUUACGUUUAGUUGAAAUUAUUUUACUAAGGUUUUGGGUAAAUUUGACCAAGACUAGAUUAUUGUAACCAAGUCUUUUUUUGAAAGUUAAAAAUUUCAAAGUUAAAAAAAUAUCGAAGUUGUGAAAAAGUAACAUUCCUACUUAGGUUUUUAACGUGCGAUUUUUAUUUUACUUCCUACAAAACAUGGUUCUGCAUUCGAUACUGCUUGUUGAUACUUCUUAUUCGCGGUUAGAAAUGAGACUUAGAGUUAAGUCUUCGAACGUGAUUGUUAGUGCACGUUGGAGAGGAAGCUUUCAUUUCUUCUAAAUAUACAAAAGUCUCUGUUGCGAUAUAAGAUAAUUGCCGCUAGAGCACGAGGACUAUUGAUGAUUUAGAGGAUUAUUGUAGAUUUAGACUCGAAGUGUAUUACACAUACCACGAAAAUAGAAGUCGUCCAAUAUACAUAAUGCAAUAUCGAGGAGGAGACAAGACAAGAAAUGUUAUGGUAUUAAUCGAUUUAAUUAUACAUAUAUUUUAUCUCUCCACAAAAUUAUUAUCUUAUUACCGUUAAACUAGCGUUAAAGAUUUGCCAUGUUUUUUAAAAAUGUGGAACAUGAGCUUUCAUACGAUCGGAAUGGUACGAUCAUACGAUUGUUUAUUUAUACAAAUUUUAAAGAAAACACAUAUACUUAAUACUGUAUAUAGUUUUAACUUUAAAAGUUAAAAAGUAUAUUAUAUAUUCUGUAUAUAUUUUUGUUCUACAUUUAUAUAUUAUAUGUUAUAAAAAAAUAUACAAGAAAAUUAUUCUUUUUUUCAUUAAUAACUAAAUAUGUGAUCGUGUUACUAACUCUCUAAAAAAUAACUCUUAAAUAUAUCUUGUCUUAAAUAAUCUAAUUUUUCGUUAGAUUUUUAUACAGGAUGAUUUAUGCAAUUAUGAUGGGUUGCAGUUUUUGUUAAUUGCAAAUCAAUUGGUGCAAAAAAUUUAAAAAUGUAAUUGCAUAUUAUAUAUAUAUUUUUUAAAAUAAUGUAUUUUUUAUUCAAUUUAUUUCAUUAUUAUGUGCAUAAAGAUAUUAAAAUAAAAUAUUUAAAAAAAACAAAUAUUUUACGAGAUAUUUUAUAUCAAAAUACAUUGAAAAAUAAAAUAUAAAUAUUUCGUAAACCAUUAGUUUUCAAUAACUUUAUCUUGAUAUAAAUAUAUUUUUUAAAUAUUUUCUUAAAUUUUUUAUUCGCUAAAUGUUUAUAAAAAUCUAUUUACAUAAAAAACAACGGAUACGUAAACCUGUGAUUUUAUAUCAUUGUCUUCCAUCUUAACUUAUUUAUAAUUUAAUUUUUAGUAUUGAAUUUUGAUUUAUGACUCAUUGAUCAAUGACAUGACUGUUACACAAUUAUAACUUUCAAUUGUAGUUUUGAAAGGGUUCAAAGUUAAGGCCGAAACGUUGUAAUUUUAUAAGUUGAAUAAAUAAUUGCCAGUUGUGUCGAUUCUAAUUAAUUACUUUAUUAUAUUUAUAUUUAAAGAACAUGUAAUUUCUUUUAAAAUAGUAUUAUUGCACUUUUCUAUUUUUGUACUGGUAAAAGACAUAGAAAUAUUAAUUUUAUUGUACCUUUCAAUUCUUUCUUCGCUAGUUUUUUUUUAUCUUUAAUAAAAUAAGAACUACAAUUCAUUUCAAUUGUAUGACUCAUCCUGUAUAUUAGAGAUCUAAUAUAAGUGAUCUAAUAGAAGUACUAUUAGUGAUUAACAAUUAAUGAAAAUAUAUUAUAUUGUUAUAUUGAUUUUACGCGAAGUAUACGCACACACAAUUUUUUCUGCAGGGCAGAAUAUAAUAUCUGAUUUGUUCAUGUGAAAGUACUGGACGACACUCGAUUGUAGAAAUCUACAAGCUAUUCGAGAUUAAAGCGUUAGAGGUGCUAAAGUAAUAACAUGAAUGACUAUGUUCUUUCUUAUGUAAUUAAUAAAUGCAAAUUGGACCCGCUAAGACAUGCGUCCGUCCUUCUAUGUACUCGCGAAUGAUAAAAAGAAUUAAUUCUUUCAUGCGCAAAUUAAUAGGACCAAUAGUUUAUAAAAAGUUUAUUUAAGUCUCUUCUAUGGAGCCUUAGUUUUAAACUAAAAAAUUUUGGACUAAAAAUUAAAUCUGACUUUUUUCACAAUAAAAGUCCUUAUGAAAAUACUGGACAGUAUUAAAUUGGUCAAUAAUUAAUAUUUUAAGUAUUUAAAAGCAUUGUUGUCAGUACUUUUUUAAUACUUAAAAUAUGUAAUAAUUACUGACGAAUUUAAUGCCGUUCAGUAUUACGUUUUUAUAAGGGAGACUUAUAAGUUUUAGAGAAUUUAUUUUCACAUAAAGGAAAUUUUAAUAUAUAUUAUUUAAAAUUUAAGCCAUAUUAUUAUUAAAUAUUAUUUCGAGACAUUAUAUAUUUUACUUUAUAAUAAAUACUUUAUAUAAAUGGUUUACGAAAAUCGAUGUUGCGCAUGAGAGGGUUACUGCGAAGAUUUUAGCAUAAUGCACAUAAGAGAGAAAUUGAUAAAGAUAUUGAAGAGGGAGCGUUAAGUAAGUUCAACGUCUGAGGCUGUUUUAAUACUUUAUAAAAUGCAAGCUGUGUUAGAAACUGCAAUUUUCUAUUAAAUACCUCUUCCUUUCAAUAUAACUGAUAAAUUGAAAGUAAUACUAAUGAUUGCGCUCAUUACGUGUAAUGCGAAGACAACACACAUGCGGAAGGUUUUUCUUACAGACAUUUGUUUCUAACAGUCGCUAAGCUAUCUCAUUGUACAUGUCAACUUAUUUUGCAAAAAUAAACUAUUGGGCACAAAGAAAGCGUCUGUUGUUACUACAGUUACGGAAUUUUUCUGUUUGUAUGGCAUACGGCUAUUAAUUAACAUUACUAGCGCUUAAAUUCAAUAAUUUAUAUUCAAUUCUCUUAAUUUUACACAAGCAUGUAUCAGACAUAUUAUAUUUUAAUGUAUAUGAGGAGUUUGAUCUAAUGACAUGCCAAGUCAUCAAAUUUCACAUGGAAACAAACAAACGAACUUUUCUCAUUAGUAAAACUCAAUAUUCUUCACUACAGCUUUUUAAAAAUAAAAUAUGUCUUUAUUUUAAAAAAUGCAAGAUUUCCAUUGGGACCACAAUCAGACAUGUAGAUAAACAUAAAUCAAAAGGAAGCUACACUUUUCUCGCACAUGUGGCAUGUUAUUAUGCCAAACUUUUUAUUUCAAAAUUUCUACAAAAUGGAACUGUAUAUUUAUUGUAUUUACAUUAUACAAUGUAUAUUCUGUUUCUAUCCGAUUGUCAUAUCAAACUAUUGAAAGACAAAUGUGAACAUUCCUACUUAUUUCACAAACCGAUACAAAAAAAUAAACAUUUUGUUUCUUCUAA
Messenger RNA from Monomorium pharaonis (pharaoh ant), 9025 nucleotides. RefSeq lists its product as uncharacterized. The transcript has 9 exons. NCBI's taxonomy places the organism in Eukaryota, Metazoa, Arthropoda, Insecta, Hymenoptera, Formicidae. The record is from RefSeq and is a predicted model, not a curated record. Bases 1434 to 3233 code for a protein of 599 amino acids.